UCGCGAGGUUCCCACACACAAUCUUGCGGUAUUGCCCUGACUUAGCCACCCUCCAUCGAAACGCGUCCUUUUGACCCACGAAACUUCUCCAUCAUCCUUGCUAUUCUCCCUUUGCCCCUCCGAUCUUUCUCAGCAAUCUCAAUAGAACCAUUAAUUUUUUCGUGUUUCGGAGAUCGAUCAGAGCUUCUCUUUAUCUAUUCUCUGAGAUGAUUUGAUCGCCACCCUAGGGUUGUAGUUGGCCGGGUAAUUUUUGAUACUUUUGGUUUUAAUUCGUCUAUGCUUUUUGUCGCAAGCAGAAGAUGUAUAGCAACUUUAAGGAGCAAGCAAUAGAGUACGUGAAACAAGCUGUGCAGGAAGAUAACGCUGGUAAUUAUGCAAAAGCGUUUCCUUUGUAUAUGAAUGCUUUGGAGUACUUCAAGACCCAUUUGAAGUACGAGAAAAAUCCCAAGAUCAAAGAAGCGAUUACGCAGAAAUUCACCGAGUAUCUUCGGCGGGCUGAGGAGAUUCGAGCGGUUCUUGAUGAUGGAGGGACUGGCCAGGCCUCCAAUGGGGAUGCUGCAGUAGCUACGCGGCCUAAGACCAAACCGAAAGAUGGGGAAGGGGAUGGGGAGGAUCCAGAGCAGUCAAAGCUCAGGGCUGGACUGAAUUCAGCGAUCAUUCGAGAGAAACCCAAUGUGAAGUGGAACGAUGUUGCUGGACUGGAGAGCGCCAAGCAAGCUUUGCAGGAGGCGGUUAUUUUACCUGUGAAGUUCCCGCAAUUUUUCACCGGUAAAAGACGACCCUGGAGGGCAUUCUUGUUGUAUGGCCCGCCUGGAACUGGGAAAUCAUAUUUGGCCAAGGCUGUUGCAACUGAAGCUGACUCCACAUUUUUCAGUGUUUCUUCAUCAGACCUGGUUUCUAAGUGGAUGGGUGAAAGUGAAAAGCUAGUUUCAAACCUUUUCCAAAUGGCUCGAGAAAGUGCGCCUUCCAUCAUAUUUGUUGAUGAAAUAGAUUCUUUAUGUGGUCAGCGUGGAGAAGGCAAUGAGAGUGAAGCGUCAAGGAGAAUCAAAACUGAACUUUUAGUGCAGAUGCAGGGUGUAGGGAACAAUGAUCAGAAAGUUCUUGUUCUUGCAGCAACAAAUACACCGUAUGCUCUUGAUCAGGCCAUAAGGCGGCGUUUUGACAAGCGAAUAUACAUACCACUACCAGAUUUGAAGGCUCGCCAACAUAUGUUUAAGGUGCAUUUGGGUGAUACUCCUCAUAAUUUGAGUGAAAGUGAUUUUGAGCAUUUGGCUCGUAGGACAGAGGGUUUUUCAGGUUCAGACAUAUCUGUCUGUGUUAAGGAUGUUUUAUUUGAGCCUGUUCGGAAAACCCAAGAUGCCAUGUUUUUCUUCAAGAAUCCCGAGGGUAUGUGGAUACCUUGUGGACCAAAGCAACAGGGUGCUCUACAGAUCACCAUGCAGGAUCUUGCUGCAAAAGGAGUUGCGUCCAAGAUCCUUCCACCACCCAUUACGAGAACAGAUUUUGACAAGGUACUGGCGAGACAAAGGCCUACAGUGAGCAAAGCUGACCUUGAGGUUCAUGAGAGAUUUACUAAAGAGUUCGGAGAAGAAGGUUGAUUCGAUAGAAUUUCACUCAAAGGAUUUGUGUUUAGAAAUAUCAUGACUUGUAAUCUCUUGAGUGGAUCAAAUGAAAUGCAUCUUUCUUGAAGUUCAUUUUCGGGAUUUAAACUCCCCUUCACACGGAGAUGAAUCUUUGAAGGUGAAAAUUAUUUUACUCUCCAAGACUCUGUAUGUGAACAAUCUUCUGAAGUGAUUCGAGGAACAGUUUCUAGUGUACCCGUCA
This is a messenger RNA of Neltuma alba, 1824 nucleotides long. Its product is annotated as protein SUPPRESSOR OF K(+) TRANSPORT GROWTH DEFECT 1-like. Gene Ontology annotation, biological process: vacuole organization; endosomal transport. NCBI's taxonomy places the organism in Eukaryota, Viridiplantae, Streptophyta, Magnoliopsida, Fabales, Fabaceae. The record is from RefSeq and is a predicted model, not a curated record. The transcript is spliced from 8 exons. Bases 300 to 1598 code for a protein of 432 amino acids. Gene Ontology annotation, molecular function: ATP hydrolysis activity; ATP binding.